AGACAAAUUUUCAAGCAGUUUUUGGAAACAAGCGACACCUGUCUGUGAUCCGAUUCAUUUCAACCGAUUUGUCCUCAGAACUGUUUGAGAAGUAGCUCCAUUAUUAGGAGCGGACGAAACGGGAAACAACUGAUUUUUGACGGUAAUCUUCUGAAUACAAAAAGAACUCCGAAACAAACUUCUAGUGCACUGAGUCAGAAUAGUGCAACAUUUUUGUGUAACCAAAAGUUUCACCUAUAUAAUAAGUACUUCGAAAUUGAUCCGCCGAUAUUGUCGUGAAUAAACCCACUAUGACCAUGACCGCUGGUGCGGGGGAGCCUGCUGCUAAACGGCUGAAAGCCGACCUGCAGUCUGCGAAAGGUAAGUGAUAUUACGUCGACACUAUGAGUACAUGUAGUGUAGAAAUCUGCAUGAGAACAAAACGGAUUUUUCAUGCGGACCUGGCGAAGACAAGCUAGUAGCGUUUUCAUCUUCUUUGUGGAGCUGAAUUCAUGGCGAAUUAUGCCAAUCAUAUAAAUCCACCAGGUCCGCACGAUGAGAAAUCCGUUUUAGCCGUAAACACGAUCCGAUGCCUAUCCCUUGUAAAAACGUCCCCACCACGUAGUCAAGUUGGAACUUUGGCAAGACAAAUCGAGCAUCUUUGGGACUCACGCAUGACAAGUUUGGCUACUUACGCAGUGUAGUCGUGCCUAGCUAGUUCAGACGCAUCACAGAUCCACUUCUCUGUCAUCCUGAUUGGCGCAUGACAGAUUCAGAAACGCGACUAGGUAAUGCCUGUCAUGGAGACCUGCAUGACACACAUGCUGAGCAUGCAGAUCUGCAUGACAAGUAUGGGGUGGGGACGUUUUUCCUACGGAUAAUGCCUGGCUGCGGACAUGGUUCAGCAGGCGAAUUCCGGCCACCCGGGAGCGCCAAUGGGGUGCGCACCAUUAGCGGCUGCGUUGUUCGGUAUCAAAUGCAAAAAUGUCUGGGUCUGGAAGAAUGCAAGACUUGUCAUGCAUAUUUCUCAUGACCCAUGAUGCCUGUAAUGCAGGACUAGCAUCGCAGACUUUUAGAGGGCUUCCUGGUGCACCUUCCGCAUGAGAAAUGCCCUGUCCGUGUAGCGCAAACUAUGCCCCUCUUGCUGGGUCAUGCAACACAAAUUUUUUUAGAGUCCAAAAACAGCAUGACAAGUUGCAAUCUUCCAGACCCAGACAUUUUUGCAGUUGAUAUUCGGGAAGAUCAUGCAUUUCUCCCCGGAGAAUCCGAAGUGGCUGAACCGGGAUCGCUAUCAACUGUAAAAAUGUCUGGGUCUGGAAGAUUCUGUGAGCCAUGAUGUCUGUGAUGCAUACUCUAGCAAUACAGAUAUUCUGAGGGCUUCUUGAUGCCUCUUCCGCAUGACAAAUGCUUUCUCAGCGUAGCAAAAAUUGCAUUCCCUUUGCUACUCAUGCAAUGCAGAUUUUUUUAGAUUCCAAAAAUAGCAUCACGCGUUGCAUUCUUCCAGACCCAGACAUUUUUGCAUUUGAUAAUCGCUUUGUUCUAUCGAACGGACACGCGUGCGCGCUGCAAUACUGCAUGCUGCACUUGACAGGGUAUAGGUUUAUUAUUAUCGGCGUAGCCUAUAAUUUCCGGCAGCAGCACGAGUGAGAACCAAUUUUCUCCUGCGAUCGAUCGUGAUAUAUGGACGACAUCAGAUUCUUGUCAUGCAGUAGAUUUGUUUUCAAAUUCAAAAGGUGAAGUAAGUUUUUAUGCGUCUAAAAUAAACCUUUUUAUCAGCUACCAAGUUUCUCUGGACGACCUGAAGCUCUUCCGCCAGCUCCAUAGCAAAACCCCGGGCCAUAUCUUAUGUAAAAACGUCCCCACACCAGAGUCAAGAUGGGAGUUCUGCUAGACAAAUCAACCAGCUUUGGUUGCUGCGCAUGACAAGUUUGGCCUCUGGGUGCUGUAGUCUUGUUUAGUUAGCUCCGGCAGCAUCAGACCUAGCCUAUCAUGCUGAUUCAAGCAUCACAAAUUCCAAAACGCGACGAGAAAACGCUUCUCAUAGGGCUCCGCAUGAGAAACUUUUUUACCAUGCUUGCAGAUUAUCAUGACAGCUAUGGGGUGGGGACGUUUUUACAUAGGAUGGGCCACCCAGAAAACUUCGCCACGCCCGGGGUGGAGGUGUGCACCGGACCCCUUGGGCAGGGCAUUACCAACGCGGUGGGGAUGGCAUUAUGCGAGAAGCAUUUGGCCGCGCGGUUUAACAAGCCCGGGUUCCCGCUCUUCGACUCCUAUAUCGAUUGUAAAAACGUCCCCACCCCAGAGUCAAGACGGGGAUUUUGCAACACAAACCUCGAAGUUUUGGGAGCCACGCAUGACAAGUUGCAGGCUGUAGUGUAAUGCAGUUUAGCAAGGGGAGCCGCAUAACAAAUCCAUCUCGUUAUCCUGCUUACAGCAUUACAAGUUCCAAAAUACGAUGAGAAAUGCCUCUCAUGGGAAUGCGCAUUACAAAUGCUCUUGCGCUUGCAGAUCUGCAUGACAACUCUGGGGUGGGGAUGUUUUUACACAGGAUAUCCUACACCUACGUGCUAACCGGGGACGGCUGCAUGAUGGAGGGGGUGGCUUCGGAGGCCUGCAUAUCACACAGAAAAAAGCAGGCAGGUCAUAUUUGUAUAUGCGAAAGUAAAUACAUAAAAAAAUCUUUUUUGCGGACUCUAAACAGCAUUUUUUGGGGCCGUCCAUGACGAAAUUUUCUGUGUAUUCAUUUUUGCAAUACAAAUUAUAUGCCCUUCUAGAUUUUUUCUCUGGGAUAUUGCAGUCUCGCUGCGCACUGGAAGUUGUCGAAGUUGAUCGUAUUUUACGACGACAACAAGAUUUCCAUCGACGGUAGCACGGAGCUGGCGUUCACGGAGAAUGUCGGGAAGCGGUAUAGAAAUGUUUCAUACUAGUAGAGGGGGUAGUUGCUUGUCCAAAUUGAAUCUGUGAUGCAGCGGCUCCAAUAUCAUUAUCAACGCAACGUUUUAAACGUUUCUCAUGCAGUUUUUGCAAGUAGAAUUCUACAAAAAUAAAAACAGUUUCGAAGCCUACGGUUGGAACGUACUAACCAUCGAACGAGGCGACGCUGAGGACCCAGAGCAAUUUCAGGCUGCGGUGACACUCGCAAAGUCCCAGAGUUCAAAGCCAACGUUCGUUUAUCAAAUGCAAAUACUUAAAUCCACCGCGGAUGUCUGGAAGUAGAACGCAGUGAAUUUGUGUUGCUGAGUGUAGUUGCGUUAGGACAGAGCGAUCUUUAUUUCUACGGAAGUGUUGACACGCAUGACAAAUUUUUCGGAUGGCAAACGGCCAACUAGCGCGACAAAAAACUGCCCAAGAUAAAUCGUUUUCAUGCAUAAUACAGAUCUAUCUUGUUCGUGUCCUUGAAGAAAUGUUGCAUAUAGAAAUCCAGACCGAGAUGAUCGAUGUUUGCAAUGCAUAUCCUUAUCAUGAAAACUAUAUGCAUUGUAAAAAUAUCUGGGUCUGGAAAAGUGGAACUUGUGUUGCAUGUCUGGCAUUCCUGAGAAAUCUGUAUUGCACAGCCAGCAAGAUGAAAGGCGGUGCUUUUUCCUCUUGCAAAAACGCAGUUUGUCAUGCGUGCUACGCAUCAGACGGCGUCAAGUAUACUUGUCAUGCUGGGCUGCACUUGAGAGCGCCAGUCUUAUCCAAACUUUAGCAUCACAAAUUUCCAGACCCAGACAUUUUUGCAUUUGAUAAACUACCAUCGGGUACGGCUGCGAGAAAGCGGGGAGCGAAAAAACACACGGGGCACCACUGUAUCCAAGAAAAAACCUAUGUGAGUGCGAAUCUGCGAUGCAGAAAAUGCACAACUGUUUACGAUUGUCAUGCCGGAUGUGCUGCUGCGUCAUAGGCCACUUUCAUACGUGUUUUGUUCACUGAAGGUACUAGUUGCGCAUGACAGGUUUAUUAUUUCCCUGUAAUGCAAAAGGAAUUUGUGAUGCGGCUCAUCUUCCUACAAAGUUACACUUACUACACAGUUUUUUCCUGGAUACGCUGGGGGCAGAUGUCAUAACCGCGAUGAAGAAGCAGUUAGGAAUGAACGCAGAGGCGAAAUUAUCCUAGAAAAAAACUGUGUAAGUCUAAAUUUGUGAUGCAGAAAAUGCAAAACAGUUACAGUUGUCAUGCUGAGUGUGCGUCAUAGGCCACUUUCAUACGUGUUUGCACGUACUAGCUACGCAUGACAGGUUUUUCCUGUAAUGCAAAACGAAUUUGUGAUGCUGCUCUUCCUACAAAGUUACACUAACGCAGUUUUUUUCUUGGAUAGAAAUUCGCCAUUCCAACGGCGGUGAAACAGAUGUACAGAGUUUUGAAAAAUAGAUAAUUGCUUCGUGAUGUUGAUGUUUGUAAUGCGAGGCUCAGCUACACAUAGGGGGUUUGUGAUGCACAACAAGUACGAUGACAUUUUUCAUGAAAAUCAGGUUCGAAGCCCACGGGUCAGUCGGGAACGCAAUGUGCACGCAGUGGGAGAAGAUGCUCCACAACUACGAGCAGCAGUUCCCCGACCUCGGCAAAGAACUGUCCCGGAGAUUACAGGGGAAGCUGCCAGCGGACUGGAAGUCCUGUUUGCCGUCCUACGAUCCAGGUACCUCGAAAGCGGCGGCAACGAGGGUGUACUCCGGGGAGUGUCUGAAAGCACUGGUAAACAAGUUACCGGAGCUAGUCGGCGGGUGCGCAGAUUUGGCACCAUAUGCAUUGCAAAUAUGUUUGGGUCUGGAAUUAAAGGUGGAAUCUGUAUUGCGUGUCCAGCAUUCCUGGAAAAUCUGUAUUGCAGAAAAGCAAUAAAAGCGCCACAGUCUCGUCGUAAAAAGUCGCAGUUUGUAAUGCGCACUAAGUAUCAGAAAGCGUUAAGAAAAUUUGUGAUGCUGCACUGCACUGAAAGGCACGCUCAAGCAUGACCAUUCAGCAUUACAGGUUUGCAGACAUCCAGGGAUAUUUGCAGUGGAUACACCGAGCUGCAACACAAAACACGUGGACGAUUUUCAGGACAGCAACCCAACGGGGCGGUACCUCCGGUUCGGUGUGCGGGAGCACGCGAUGGCGGGAAUCUGCAACGGGAUGAUGAGCUACGCACAGAACAACGCGAAGUACGGAAACAGUUUCAUGACGCUACCCUACUGCGCCACCUUCGCGGUGUUCUACGGGUACGCCUGGGGAUCGGUCAGGUUAUCGGCUUUGAGCAAAUUUCCGGUGCUGUACAUUGGGACGCACGACAGUAUCGACUUGGGGGAGGACGGCCCAACGCACCAACCGGUGGAGGUUCUGCAGCUGAUGCGCGCGACACCGAACUUCUUGGCGAUCAGACCAGCAGACGGUACUAGGGAGUCUUCUUUUUUGUCAUAAAUUAAAAUGCGUGAAUAUGCAUGGAAAAUAAAGCGCGCUGUGAUGGUGCGUCGAACUGCAUGAAAGCUUUAAGAUCGUAAUAGGUCUCAUGUCACAAAACAUUCGCAGGUAACGAGACCGCUGGUGCGUACCAGUGCUGGCUCGAGAACCAAACCCGACCCACCGCUAUCAUCCUUUCCCGGUCCACCGCCCCGCACGUCGUCGGCACAGAUAAGGACAAAGUAGCAAAGGGCGCCUAUGUCGUUUCCGACUCCGUCGAGCCGCCAGAGAUUAUUCUCUCCGCCUCUGGGCAGGAGGUGGACUUGAUGAUGAAGGCGAAGAAGAUUCUUGCGGAGAAGAACAUCAAGAAAGUCCGCGUAGUGUCUUUUCCCUGCUGGGAACUGUUCGCGGAACAAACGAAGCAGUACCAGGAAUCAGUGCUGCCGAAAAAGACCUUCAAAGUGUACUGCGAGUCGUGCUCCACGUCCUUCGGAUUGGAGAAGUACGCGGAUUCGGUGAUCUAUGCAUUGCAAAUAUCUGUGGGACACUGGGUUUGUGAUGCAAGACUUCAAGGACAGAAAGAUCUGUAUAUUGCAUGAAUACGAUAGUUGGGCAGUUGUUUUGUCGUGCUGGAUAAUUUGCGGUUAUUUGUCAUGCGGUUUAAUACGAAUGAAUCAGCAACAAGCCUCGCCAGACCACAUCUGAUGCUGUUCCGCCGAGUACAAGCCUGCCACUUUGCAAAAAUGCGAGUAAUUAUAGCACAACAAAUAAUUCUCAGAGCCAGACAUAUUUGCCAUGCAUAUGAUCUGCAUGUCCAGCUUUGGUGCGUCGGCUCCGGGCGGAAAGCUUAAGGAGGAAUUCGGCUUUACUGCGGAAAAAGUUGCGGCGAAAGUGAUGAAGGAUUUUGAGGAACAUAAAUAGGAUAAGUCACAUCUCUUUCACUAUCAAAUGCAAAAAUGUUGUCUGGGUCUGGAAGAGCCAAACUUGUGAUGCUGCAUUUGGAUGCUAAAAAAAGCUGUGUUGCAUGACCAGCAAGAGGAUUCAAAUUUGGCUACGCGGAGAGGGCGUUUGUCACUCUGGAUGCGCAUAGAUAACCGCUCAAAAAAUCUGUGAUGCUAUGGCAUACAUCACAGACAUCAUGGAUCAUGGAAAAUGUGCGUUACAAAGCUGUGCUCUUCCAGACCCAGACAUUUUUGCAUUUGAUAUUCACCUGUGUGGUGCAGCACGAGAAGCAAUUCGAUGGUGCUAUUUGUCACGUUAUAAUUUCAUCUACGUACUAGUUUUAGGACCCCCUUUGUUUUAUUGCCAUCGGAGGCGGACUGACAAGAGGAAAAAACACCAGGCUGUGGCUUCUCCUCAUCUGGAAAAAUGCGCCGGCGCAGUCGUGCAGAGUUGGUAAGUGCCUAGUUGUACUUGUACCUCUGUCACCACCACCUGCGACUGGAUCUGACGCGGGCCCUCGCUGGAUCGUGUGCAAGCGGCAGUGACGGCGUAGUGGAAGUUACCUUCUUGUUGCUCCACAGUCCUUGGAUGGCUGUGAAGCGGAUAAGUAGGUGCCCUUAGGAAGGGGGGGACGCACCACCGCAGCCGGCGCACAGCAGGGGAGGUUUACUGGGAAAGAAACUUGAUUUUUGUUUUCUCCCCCCUAGUAGGCUUUUUGAUUUCAUUUUCGCCGUGCUUUGUUUCCUUUUCUCCUUUAUUAUGCUGCUCUUUGUGUCCUGCUUCCCUGUCCCAGUCCGCGGGCUGGGUUCUGCUGUUUUUCGUUUUGUUUGCCCAAAAUAAAACGUGACAACCAGCACGAAAAACGAUUGGCUUCGCCAGUUGCGGCUUUGUCGUUCUUGACAGGAGUAAAUCUAGCGAUAAUUAUGGUACCACCUCUUCUAGUGCCUUCCACCCGUCCAAGAGAGAAAUCGUCAGGCUGAGAACCGAGUAGGGGAAAACAUAUUUGAUAUCUUUUCUGUGUAAAUUAAAAAAGUCGACGAGCACAAGGCUUGGAUCUUCAUUUCUAUGUCUCACAAGGAGUGUCACAACUAGAUUGGAAUUAUCAAUUUACAGCACGCAAAGAAGUAGAGAAACUACUACAACAAGACUCGGCGUAGUAUUACUUUAUUCGAAGCAAGUAGAGCACAACAACUUGAAUAUUGCGCAAGUUGCAGCUCCUGUCUCACCCGCGGAUUAAUCUUCAAGAGAACAACUGAACUACACUACGCAUGGAAUGAUCUUCAAGGAUACUGGAGCUGUUGCGACGUCGGCACGACGAGAGUCAUGUGAUGAGAAACCGCCACGGUUAAGGAAGGGCUCGCUGUCGAAGAACUAAAAAACGCACCUGUACAACGGUAUGAAUAUUGAUUACUUUUCACGAAGCACAUAUUUAAAAACUUGUCGCGACAUGCAGUUCGCAG
This is a messenger RNA of Amoebophrya sp. A120, 7733 nucleotides long. The record is from the annotation of a GenBank genome assembly. NCBI's taxonomy places the organism in Eukaryota, Dinophyceae, Syndiniales, Amoebophryaceae.